Molecule: messenger RNA, 1217 nt
Organism: Folsomia candida
Lineage: Eukaryota; Metazoa; Arthropoda; Collembola; Entomobryomorpha; Isotomidae
Exons: 2
Coding region: 81-1103 (340 amino acids)
Molecular function (GO): protein binding
Source: RefSeq, a predicted model, not a curated record
AGAAGAAGAAUAUGAAUGCUAUGGUCUCAUUGCUCUCUCGCUUAUCCAAUUGAUACACUCCAAUCCAGUAUCAUCGAAAAAUGAAGGGACAGAAGAACACGGUUCUCGCAAACAAUGUGCUAUUAUUGUGGAGCGGACUUCUAUUGUUCCUCUCCCCAUUAAUUACCUCACAACAAGAAUACCUUGUCGCAGUCGAAGCUGGGUCGAAACUUCCCCAAACGUUAGCUCAUUCUGUUGCUGCGUACGAUGGAAAUGACACCAUUUACGUGUUUGGAGGAUACAACGAAACCUGUCCACCAAGUUAUUUAUCCGACCAAAUUCUACGCUAUACUGUAUCCACGGACAGCAUCGAAGUAGCUGCCAGGUUUCCCAAGGGGCUUUGCUACGGAGCAGUAACCUCUGAUAACGAAGGAGCCUACUAUUUUUUUGGUGGAUAUGACGAAUUUGAGCAAUCACUUGCAAUUUACAAGUUUUCAUCAAUCUCUGGCACAGUGUCGCAGGUCAGUUUCUUGCCAAACGGAGUGAUUCAGACAGCAAGUUUCCAGUCCAACUCGAAAACUUCGUAUGUUUUCGGCGGUGGGCUAGUUGCCACGUCAAUUAUUAAGUUUGACACUGAAACGGACACCAUCACCGAUGUCAUACCCAUGCCUGUUGAAUACGAUCAAAUGCUAUCAUUCUGGGAUAACGUGAAUCAAGUCGCGUAUAUUUUUGGGUCAAGAAGACCGACCCCUGGAGCAGAACCUGUAAUGGUUUUCAGCCCGGAAAGCAAUGAGAUAACAACUCUGACGAAUUUCACCUUUUACGAAUUUGAAUAUCCAACAAGAGGUGUUAUGACAACGGACGGGAUUUACGGCUACGGAGUUGGUGGGUUCUUUCCGUACGAUAGCAUCAUGCAAUUUCACCUGCAAAGUUUAGAGACCAAGUAUGUUCCUGUUCUCAAUCACCCUGGCGCAAAUGGGACCGAGUUUUGGGGGGCCGGUGCCGCAUAUGUGAAUUCUCUGAAUCGAAUUUAUUUCUUUGGAGGAGUGUCCUACAAGUCUGGAGGGGAUUCAAACUUUAAUGAUAAAAUCUGGUUCAUUGAUUUAUCCCCGUUGGAUGGAUGAAAAUUGCUAACAAUUGGAAAUAGUAUAAUAUCCUAAAAUUUGACAGAAGAACCUCCAAGUACUUUACGACCUUAACUCCACAAAGCUGUAAUAAACGAAUCAUUUAAAAUCAAA